UUGGGCGGGAAAAAGGCGGUGGGUGGGUAGAGGCCGCGGGGGUGCGGAGCGGCUGCGGACCGAGUUCCUCGGCGUUGGCGGAGCCGUGCUUACCCGGUCAUGGGGCUGCUGGAGCUCUGUGAGCAGGUGUUCGGCACCGCCGACCUCUACCGGGUGCUGGGCGUGCGGCGUGAGGCUUCCGACGGCGAGAUCCGACGCGGCUACCACAAGGUGUCCCUGCAGGUGCACCCCGACCGCGUAGACGAGGAUCAGAAAGAGGAUGCCACCCGCCGCUUCCAGAUCUUGGGAAGAGUCUAUGCGAUUCUGAGUGACAAGGAGCAGAGAGCAGUGUACGAUGAACAGGGGACAGUGGACGAGGACUCUGGUGGCCUCAACCAGGACCGGGACUGGGAUGCGUAUUGGAGGUUACUCUUUAAAAAGAUAUCGCUAGAAGACAUUCAAGCAUUUGAAGAGACGUACAAGGGUUCUGAAGAAGAGCUAGCCGAUAUUAAGCAGGCCUAUCUGGACUUCAAGGGCGACAUGGAUCAGAUCAUGGAGUCUGUGCUUUGUGUGCAGUACACAGACGAACCCAGGCUAAGGAACAUCAUUCAACAAGCUAUUGAUGCCAAGGAGGUCCCAUCGUACAGUGCCUUCGUCAAAGAGUCUAAACAAAAGAUGAAUGCAAGGAAAAGGAGGGCUCAGGAAGAAGCUAAAGAGGCAGAGUUGACCAGAAAGGAGCUGGGGCUGCAGGAAGGAGUGGAUAACCUGAAAGCACUCAUCCAGAGCAGACAAAAGGAUCGGCAAAAGGAAAUGGACAAUUUUCUGGCUCAGAUGGAAGCAAAAUACUGCAAACCUUCCAAAGGGAAAAGGACGGCUCCCAAGAAGGAAAAGAAAUAAUAGAAUUUUUCUCCUCAUAUGUCAGUGGUGCCAUGGUAGACAAGGUGAAGGCAGGUGUUAGCCUAACCUUUGAGAGAAGUUUUUUUCUGCUUAAAAUACGUGGAUCACCUAAGCCAGACAGGAGUCAUUCCUAGAGUUCGCUGUGUGAGGGGUUCACAUGAGGGUGUAGCGGUGAUGGUGGGGAGGGUGGAUUCGACAUCUGCCUCCAUGGGUUUUCUGCCCAGGGAGCUGAUGUGCAUGCACUUAAGAAAUAUUCUACCCUGGGAGGAGAACUGAAGAUGGAAUGUAAAGUGAAAUUUCAAAAAUGUAAAAAAAGAAAUACUCUACCCACAGAGAACACCCUCAGAAUACCCGAACAGCUGUUUCCAUAAUCCUAGAUUCUCUUCCUGUUCUACUGUUACGUUUUUGUCUUCUGUCCUUGUGGGAACAGAAGUGGGUGUUCAUAUUACUGCAGAUUUUUUUUGUAAGAUUGUAUGUGGCUAAAUAAAGAAAAACUUAAAAGGU
Chionomys nivalis (European snow vole) is the source of this 1380-nucleotide messenger RNA. It is a transcript of the gene Dnajc9, whose product is annotated as DnaJ heat shock protein family (Hsp40) member C9. NCBI's taxonomy places the organism in Eukaryota, Metazoa, Chordata, Mammalia, Rodentia, Cricetidae. Gene Ontology annotation, molecular function: heat shock protein binding. Gene Ontology annotation, cellular component: nucleus; cytoplasm. The coding region runs from base 100 to 876 and encodes 258 amino acids. The record is from RefSeq and is a predicted model, not a curated record. The transcript has 5 exons.